Anopheles cruzii is the source of this 405-nucleotide messenger RNA. RefSeq names its product EKC/KEOPS complex subunit LAGE3 (gene Tcs6). The record is from RefSeq and is a predicted model, not a curated record. Lineage: Eukaryota; Metazoa; Arthropoda; Insecta; Diptera; Culicidae. Bases 118 to 405 code for a protein of 95 amino acids. The transcript is spliced from 2 exons. Gene Ontology annotation, cellular component: EKC/KEOPS complex.
ACUGCUCUUCUUUAUCAAUUGCUAAUUUCAUGUUCUGUGCCAAAAGUUCAAUGAUUUCUUUUGAAGCCACAAGUGCUAGUUAGAGUCAUUAGAUAUUCACAAUUCACAUUAGUCACUAUGAGCACCGCUGGAGAAACAAGCGUAUCGCUAAGAAUCCCGUUCCCCAGCAGGCGUCACGCGGAAAUAGCGUUCGAUGCGCUGCGAGUUGAUAGCGAGCCACACCGUAGCUUCGUAGCGAAAACGAUCAAACACGAGGGGGACAAUUACCUGCUCCUGGAACUAUCCGGCGAGCAGCCGAAAAACGUGCGCGUCGGACUGACCGCAUUCUUGGAGUCGCUUAUUCUGUGCUGCGAAACACUCGAUCAGUUCGGUCCGCCCGUAUCGGAGCAGUAUCUGCACUACUAA